Raphanus sativus (radish) is the source of this 1335-nucleotide messenger RNA. RefSeq lists its product as uncharacterized. NCBI's taxonomy places the organism in Eukaryota, Viridiplantae, Streptophyta, Magnoliopsida, Brassicales, Brassicaceae. The coding region runs from base 1 to 1335 and encodes 444 amino acids. The transcript is spliced from 2 exons. The record is from RefSeq and is a predicted model, not a curated record.
AUGUCGUCUUCCGCGCCUGCUCCGUCUCCCACGCCAGACCCGCCUGAUGAAGGGGUCCUCUCUCCUUCAGCUUUCCCGCCUCUUGUUUCAUUUACUCCGUCCCAAACCUCAAUUCCUCCGACGAUUCCUGCUAAGGGAGCUCCGUCGUAUGCUCAGCGGUUCAAAUCCUCACUCAGAAACCUCAGGAAGAUCUCUUCCCCAACCUUUGAGGAAGACGGUACUCCGGUGGUCCAAGCCCCACCCUCAGUGAUUUUAAACGCCUCAGAAUCAUGGAAAGACCAUAUCCUCUGCAAAUUUCAUGGUCGUAUGCCGAUCUCCGGUAAAGUUUUCUCAGAUCUAAACCCUAUUUGGGGGAAGAAGGGAGACAUUAUCGUUCGUACAGUAUCAUCUACGGCUUGUCUCAUCUAUGUUCCUUCGGUCCAGCUUCGUGAGUGGAUUCUGGAGGUCGGAUAUUGGCAAGUCGCCAACUGCGCGCUGUCUGUUUAUCUUUGGAACCCAGAUGCAUCGUUGGAAGCUGAGGAUCUAGUUUCGGCUCCGACAUGGGCUGUUCUAAAGAAGGUCCCGCCUCAGUUGUACUCGUUGGAUGGUAUUAGUGUGAUAGCCAGUGGUAUAGGCGAACCACUUCAUACGGAGAAGUCUCGUUUGGACCCAUUCCACUUUGGUGAUACGAAGGUGAAAGUGGAGAUAUCUCUUGAUGCUCCGCCCCCAUCAGCAGUGAUAGUACGGGAUUCUCUUGGUUACUCAGUUAAAAUAGAUGUGUCUCAGGUGCUAGUUAAAGACCCGGAGGUGCAGCUGGAAGGUUCAGAGGUUGUGGGUCAGGUUACAGAAGAAGUUGUGGCUCAGGUUUCAGAGGUUGUGGGUCAGGUUACAGAAGGUUCAGAGGUUGUGGCUCAGGUUUCAGAGGAUGUGGGUCAGGAGAUUGAAGACGGGGAGAUUGUGGUUCAGGAGGUGGUUGUGGCUCCAUGUUUACCUCCUCCGGUUGGUUCAUCUUUUGAAACACUGGUUCAAGGAAAGAAGGCGUUAAGUAAGGGUUCGACUCAGAAAGUGCGUGUGAUUUCUCAUCGGUCUGAUGCUUCAAAGACGUUGACUCUCCCUCUUAAUCCUGGUUCCUCCUUGACUGUGGAUGACGAACCUUCAGUAGAGGGUGUUGGUUUAUCUCCUCCGGAUCCAGAAGCUGAGAGACCUUUCUUGCCUUCUCCUGCAGCAGCGCGGAAAGCGAGGAAAGACUUAAGGCGCCAAGCCCUGUUGAAUUGUUCAUCUCCAACUGCAGCGGCAUCUCAGCUUUUUUCUUCUAUUCGGGGACUUUCCUCGGGUGGGAGAAGGAAUCGUUUUUAA